GAACGCAUUGCUACGCUUCCAUUUCUGUCCGAACUUUCAAGUGCCGCUUCCAACGCAUGUCCGUUUUGUCAUAGACUUAACGUGAUAUUCUAUAAUUCUUAUAGAGAAAAAACUUGGUGGCAAAAUUCGGAUCUACACCUCUGUUUCCGAAUCCGAUACAUAUGGAGAGGAUAUCGACGUUCCAGACAAGGAGAGCCAACGUAUUCUCUCGAAUGCCUAGAUACUAUCGUCCGCCAUCCUGGGUGUGCCAAGGACACUGUAGACGUGUUUAAAUUCACCAUUGGAGCUUGGCCAGGACGAUGCCGAGAUUGGCUGAACAUCCGAAGAUAUCCAUUGGAUACCACAGGAGUAGUAUCGGAGCGUAAUAUCACGUUAAUGAACAAAUGGAUUGAUGACUGCGCUGCGAAUCAUGACCGUUGCAAGACUAGAGACAGGCGAUCCACGGUCUUGCCCACACGCUUAUUGGAUAUCGACACUGGCACAGAUGUUAACCACUUGAGACUUGUCGACAAUACUGAAGCUCUCUCACGGAAUAUGCUAGGUGGGAAGUUAAAAUACGCUACGCUGAGCUACUGUUGGGGAUCCUCGGUAUCUCUGAAGACGACAUCAGCAUCGCUGGCUACACACAAAGAACGGAUUUCUGUGCAUGCUAUGCCAAAUGUCUUCCAGGACGCAAUGUUCGUCGUCCGAAAGCUUGGAAUCAGAUAUCUUUGGAUCGAUGCAUUAUGCAUCGUCCAAGAUAAUCCAGCUGACUGGGAGCAAGAGUCAACAAAGAUGAGCGACAUUUUUUAUAAUUCGUUUAUCACGGCUUGCGCAGCUGCAAGCACCGGAAGCGAUGAGUCUUUUCUUCAGAGGCCGACAAAACCUUCUUUUACUGUUCCCUUUCGGUCCAUUCUAAAGCCUGAUAUCUCUGGGGAAUACUCAAUUUUCCUAGACCCCAGACCAAUAAUGCGAAUAGAAGCAGACCUUGACUUCCGUAGUUCCAGAUGGAACAGUCGCGCAUGGGUAUGGCAGGAGCAGACAAUGGCCACUAGAUCGCUCAUAUUUGGAAAGUAUAUGGUACAGAUGCGAUGUCAAGCAUGCAUCCAGACAGAAGACGGAGACCAUCUGUGGCCAGAGGAAAAUCUCGAUAGUGACCUACUGGAUAACCAGCAUUGGAAUUAUGCAGUAUGGGACUAUUCAGCGAGGGAUAUAACUUUUGCUAGCGACAAGUUGCGCGCUAUAGCCGGUGUAGCGAGGUUCAUCAGCAAAGCAAAGGAAAAUGCCGGUCGCAAUACAGAGUACCUUGCCGGAAUCUGGCUAAACGACAGUUUUUUCGACGAGCUGUGUUGGGCUAUUGAGAAGCCAAAAGCCUCAUAUAAGGAGAUGAUGGCAGGCUUUGUGGACGAAAACAAUUAUUGCGCCCCGUCUUGGAGCUGGGCCUCAAGAAGAGACGCCGUAAGCAAAAUAGCUCCCAGUGGUUACAGGAAAGAAGUCCGGCUGGUCUGUUACCGUCUUUCCCCAGCCGUGUCUGACCCAAUGGUUGCGGUCAAACCAGGAUCAAGCAUUACGCUCCGAGGUAAGUUGAAGCCA
Molecule: messenger RNA, 1572 nt
Organism: Aplosporella prunicola CBS 121167
Lineage: Eukaryota; Fungi; Ascomycota; Dothideomycetes; Botryosphaeriales; Aplosporellaceae
Exons: 2
Source: RefSeq, a predicted model, not a curated record